Messenger RNA from Setaria italica (foxtail millet), 1279 nucleotides. RefSeq names its product prostatic spermine-binding protein. The transcript is spliced from 3 exons. Bases 466 to 1002 code for a protein of 178 amino acids. Lineage: Eukaryota; Viridiplantae; Streptophyta; Magnoliopsida; Poales; Poaceae. The record is from RefSeq and is a predicted model, not a curated record.
GAGAAGCGCAGGCUUGCGCCUGCUGUUCUGGUCUCGGGUGGGAAAGCAAAAGCCGAACGCCCACCACGAGAUGACGGUCCAAAGUUAACACGGGUUAAUUAAUCCGUGCUUAACACCGUUCAGUUUUUUUCCCUUCACUGUUGGAGUCCACACAAUCUUUCUUCAAGUCCGGGGGAACAAGUGAUUUACACAUAUGCCCUCCACCCAUCAGUAGCCAUGGCUUGGCCCCGGCCUAUCCUGCGCCCACCACCUGCCCUGCCCCUCCUGCCCGAGCUGCCCGGCUCCCUACCCUCUCCCUCCUUCCUCUCUCUAGUGUGUGUGAAAAAGUCUCCUCCUUUCCUCUGCUCCACCCUCCCGUUGCAGCCAUGGAGUUUGCCUAGUUGUGCCCGUUGAGUACUAGUAGCCUCCUCGAGACCUUCAGAUCUGCGCCUCCUAGUUCCAGUUCUUCGACACAAAGCCGUCCAGAUGGACACCGUGACGCCCGCGCCCCUGCAAGCUGCCGCCGGAGCCGGCGACGCCGCCGUCUUGGAGAAGCUGCUCGCCGCCGCCGUCGCCGAGGGUCCUAUCUGUGGUAUGCCUGACUUCAAGAUGAGUGGAAAGAAGAGUGACGAGCUUGAACCAACUGAUGCUGGUGAUGAAGAUGACGGUGGUGACGAUGGGGACGAGGAUGGUGACUUUGGGGAGGGUGAAGAGGACAUCUCAGAAGGAGAGGGAUAUGAUAACCCAAAGGCCAAUGAGAACAAGAAGAAACAAAGAGGUGAUGCUGAGGAAAAUGGUGAGGAAGCUGAGGAAGAGCCAGAAGACCAGGAGGGUGGUGGUGGCGAUGAUGAUGAUGAUGACGACGACGACGAUGACGAUGAUGGCGGUGAAGAUGAUGACGACGAUGACGGUGGUGAAGAUGACGACGAUGCUGUAGAUGGGGAAGAUGAGGACCAAGACGAGGAUGAGGAGGAAGAUGAUGACGAAGACUCACUCCAGCCCCCAAAGAAGAGGAAGAAGUGAAGAUCUUCGAUCCGGCAGUAGUUACCAUGCGCUGAGUCCUGGCUCUCUUUCGGUCCUGUCCUCGCAUUCGCAUUCGAACUUUCCUUUAGAGUUAAGAAGGCUCCACACGUUCUGCGGCACGUGUGGGCGUGUAGGUGCUUUAUGAUUUGAGGCAAUUAGGGAGAACUCUGUGUCGUUGUUGCUUGCUUCUGUGGAGGUGAACAGAUGUUUCGCUAACAUAAUUCAACCUGCGUGAUGAAAGCCUCAAGAUUGAAUAUGCCAUCUCUUUUACCUCGUA